This is a messenger RNA of Elephantulus edwardii (Cape elephant shrew), 255 nucleotides long. RefSeq names its product ATP synthase subunit f, mitochondrial-like. Gene Ontology annotation, biological process: proton motive force-driven mitochondrial ATP synthesis. The record is from RefSeq and is a predicted model, not a curated record. The coding region runs from base 1 to 255 and encodes 84 amino acids. Gene Ontology annotation, molecular function: proton-transporting ATP synthase activity, rotational mechanism. Lineage: Eukaryota; Metazoa; Chordata; Mammalia; Macroscelidea; Macroscelididae. The transcript has a single exon.
AUGACCUCCAUCGUGCCGCUGAAGGAGAGGAGGCUGGUGGAUGUAAAACUGGGGGAGCCGCCCAGCUGGAUCCUGAUGCAGGACUUCACCCCAAGCGGCAUCACAGGAGCGUUCCAGCGAGGCUCCAAGAAGUACGUCAACGUGAAGAAGGGGAGCAUUGCUGGGCUGUCCAUGGUGCUGACAGCUUACGUGGUGUUCAGCUACUGCCUUUCUUACAAGGAGCUCAAACAUGAACAAUUAUGGAAGUACCACUAA